CAUUAUGAAUCCUGGGAAAAUUAUUCCGCGACAAUUCUGCUGCUAAGGCGUCUGUGGUUAUAGAAUGCAAGAAGGCGCACCUUCGAGAGCGUAAGUCCAACAAUGCAUUUUCAUGGUCGCUACGCCUCUGCGGUGCUUCACUCUAGGACAAGCUUGGAAGAUCUGGAGAUGGAGUUACUUCACUCCCGAGCUCGCAUCAACCACCAGAAGAAGAGACUGCGGCAUUGCCAUCGCUGCUCUAAAGGCAUGCGGCAGCUCCAUGGAUCUCACACUUGGGCAGUUCGUCCACGCAGAUACCGUCCAGUUUGGUUUGAGCUGCGACAUUUACGUGGCCACAACUCUCGUCGACAUGUACGCGAAGUGUGGAAGUAUGAUCCAGGCACAGCGAGUUUUUGACGCAAUGCAGUCACGUAACGCAGUCGCUUGGACAGCUUUGAUCCUCGGGUAUGCCGAAAAUGGCCAGGGAGAAGUUGGCUUGGAGAUCUUGUCGAAGAUGAGAGACUGCCGCUGCCAGGCCGACUCAACGACGUUUCUCGCGGCUCUCAAGGCAUGCGGCGACAUAGCUGCCAGGGAACAGGGCCGGAAGAUCAAUGGCAGGCUUGUGCGAGAGGAAAGCUUGACGAAAGCUUGCGAAAUCCACGCGCGAGCUGCCGAGGCUGGCUGUGACUCCCACCCCUUCGUUGCCAAUAGCUUGAUAAGUUUAUACUCGAGGUGCGGAGGAGUGGAGCAAGCUCUCUCGGUUUUUGAGAAGCUCGAGAAGAAGACGGUGGUCUCGUGGACUGCUCUCAUGCUGGGUUGCGUCGAGAACGGCGAAGCCGAGCUCGCGCUGGAUCUCUUCUCGAGGAUGGACUCGGUCUCGGAUGCUCAGGCCUACGUCGCGGCUCUCACAGCCUGCGCGAGCGUGUGCGAGAAGUCGAGGCUGGAUGGAAGCUCUAAACUCCAGGCACUGGAACGAGGCAUGGCGAUACAUUCCUCUGCCGCUCGCAGUGGCCUCGACUCCACCACCAACGUCUUCGUCUCCAACACUCUGGUGGACAUGUACUCCAAGUGUGGAAGCUUGCUGGACGGCCGCGCGGUGUUCGACCGCAUGAGCUCCCGGGACGUGGUGUCGUGGAACGCGCUGCUGCUGGGAUACGCCGAGAACGGCGAGCCGGGCUUGGCUCUGGAGCUCUUCGAGGCCAUGAAGCAGCAUCACCAUCCUACUGCUCGGACGUUCCUCGCGGCUUUCAUCGCCUGUGGCAACUUAGCGGCACUGCAACUCGGGAGGAGCAUCCACAACGAGCUACGCAGGAACCAUCGCCAGCUCCUCGACAGCGAUCCUUUCCUGGGGAACUGCAUCAUCGACUUCUACGGGAAGUGCGGCAGCAUGGCCGAGGCCAGGGAGGUGUUCGAGGCGAUGGUGAAGAACAGACGCUGGAGGAAGGACGUGGUGACUUGGGGGGCUCUCAUGGCCGGUUACAGCCACCAGGGGGACACUUCCAGCGUGCUCGAGCUUUUCGAGAAGAUGGUGGCGGAGGAGAGGAUCCAGCCGGACGCCGUGACGUUCCUCUCGAUCCUCACGGCUUGCAGCCAUGCCGGGCUGGUCGACCAAGGCAGGCACUACUUUGCGGAGAUGAGCUCGCGGUAUGGAGUGACGCCCGUCCAGGAGCACUACCACUGCCUGGUGGAUCUUCUCGGGCGAUCAAACCGGCUGGACGAAGCGCUGGCGGUGGUGAGAGCUAUGCCGUUUCCAGCCAGCGCCAUCACCUGGAGCACGCUGCUGGGAGCUUGCAAGAAGUGGAAGAACGCCGAGGUGGGAAAGUUUGCGUUUGAUUCGUGGCAAAGGCUGGACGAGAAGAACGCCACUGCGUAUUUGCUCAUGGCAAGCACCACCUCUUAGAACAAUUGUUUGCUAAUUAAUUCUCGACCGUCAGAUCUCCCACGACUCAAUCAACACCGUUCUCCACCGUGAUUAAAAUUCUGGUACGUUUGCAAAUUCUCGACCGUUAGAUCUCGCGCUCUUCAGUUGCAAAGGAUAUUCUUUCUCGUGGCAAAGAAUAUUCUGUUUAGACACGUGACAAGAAAGGUCGGUGUGCCGUUAGUAUAUAAAUCGUGGCUAUGGCGCCACAGCUAUGGCGCGCGCGCGAGGUAAUGUGGAGGAUAUUGAUGUGGAAUUGACUUGGCAUAGCUAAGGUAUGUCGGGAUCUCGCCUGGUUCCCUUGGAAUCUGCCACAUCUCAUCGCAAUUGCUUCUCAAAUUCCCCCUUCUCGCUUCUUCUUCCUUGAAUUUCCUUUCUCGCGGUGGAAAUUUUCUUCCCCGCUUUUGAUCUGAGAAAGGAUGUAUGGCUAUGGCUGUACGAGGAUAGGGGAGGCCCUGCCCUUACGGGUGCGCUCACGGGGCGGGCCUCCAAAUCGAGUGGAAUAAAAUCGGCUCUUUGUGUCGUGGGAGGGCCGCCAGAGUGAGAAUUGGUGCUUGGCGGCCCUCCCCCUUGGUGUCGUGUGUCGCCCACUCUCUCUUUUCCCCAGUGGUUCCAUGGCUCUGGCCGGAUCAAGCAAGGAGUUGGGCGAUCUGGAACUUGGGCGAGUUCUAGAAUUGAUCUAACGAACUUGGGCGAGUUCUAGAGUGGAUCUAGAAUCGUUUUGAAGCAGCGAGGACAUCUUUCGCGUGGAAUGGAGAAGGGGAGCGUUAGAUCCACUGGUAAAAACUAUUUCUUUGGAAUUGUUUUCUCAAGAGCAAAAGAAAUUGGAGCUUUCUUUGAAUGAGUUU
Molecule: messenger RNA, 2745 nt
Organism: Selaginella moellendorffii
Lineage: Eukaryota; Viridiplantae; Streptophyta; Lycopodiopsida; Selaginellales; Selaginellaceae
Product: pentatricopeptide repeat-containing protein At1g11290, chloroplastic-like
Exons: 3
Coding region: 113-1879 (588 amino acids)
Biological process (GO): RNA modification
Molecular function (GO): protein binding; RNA binding
Source: RefSeq, a predicted model, not a curated record